This is a messenger RNA of Parnassius apollo (apollo), 312 nucleotides long. The record is from the annotation of a GenBank genome assembly. Lineage: Eukaryota; Metazoa; Arthropoda; Insecta; Lepidoptera; Papilionidae.
AUGCCUGCUGAAUAUGCAGUAUUACUCAAACACUGCCUCACAUCUGGCUAUCUAUUGUGGAAGGAGGAGUUCUACAAGCAAGUAGAUGGUGUGGCGAUGGGCUCACCUGUAUCUCCCAUAGUCGCUGACAUAUUCAUGGAGGACUUCGAGGAGAAAGCCCUUCUUACUGCUCCUGUAAAUCCAAGAUUCUACAAGCGAGAGCACGAGGGAUCUGUGACAGAAAACAUCUGGCCGCCGAACUUCAGCAUGUCAAGCAAGUAUUGCAAGACAACAAGCUUCGGGUCCCGCGCCUACGUCACAGUGACCGAGUGA